UCUGUUUUCUCUCCUUUAGCCUCUGUUCCAGCGACAAUUGCACAUGCACCCAGCUCGAUCAUCCGCCGGACUCUUGACGACCUCUGCAUAACGACCUUAACGCUGUUAAUAUCUAAGCCCUUUCCCCUCUCUCGAGAAACCCCUGGACCGCUGACUGCAACACUACUAUCGGGCUCGCUUCCCCUUCGAAUACAUUGCGAACAAUCUCGGAGCUUGGAGCGGAUGAGGAACAGCCUCCUCGUCCCCAGGUCAACAUGUACAAAUGACACCGAUGCAGGAUGCCACAAGCCGACGGCUACCCCUACACUACCCAUUGUGCUCGCCGUAGUAAUUCCAAUCGUAAUCGCCAUAGUCGUUCUUAUCUUUCUUCACCGCCGGCAUUUGAGGAAGCUAAAAGAAGAAGAUGCCAAGGACCCACACAAGUCUCUUGAUUUCGGCAUGGAUCCCGCAUUUGGGCCGCGCGGGAAGAAGGGCAAGGGACCGCCGGGGGGGCCUGAGAUGUCGACGCUUGAUACUGAGAAGGAGCUGCGGCGGGGAAAGGGAAUGUCGAUGGAUAUUGGAAGCCCGUACAUCUUACCUGCUGGCUUGCAAGGCUCACGGGAAUCUUUCCACUCAAUGUCGCGAUCGAUGCAUGACCCCGAUGACCCGUACCGACCGGUGACCUUCAUCAAGGGGGAUGGAUCGAGUAUCCGGAGCGGAAGCCGAACCGGUGGAUACCGACAAGAUAAUGGAUCGGUGUAUACGAGCUCCAGUGGUGGAACUUCCAGUCAGCAUCGGAUGAAGGAUGGCCUGCUGAGCAACGCACAGAGGAUGUCUCAGUCUUUCCCAAUCCGUGGAGAGUCUAUGUCACCCGAGAACAGGCACCAUCCGGAGAUCAAGUUCCCAGAGGCUACAGCUACAGCGCGCAGUCCACUUGGCCCAGGAACCAAAUCGCCUCCUCCGCCUCCACCUCCACCAGCACCUUUGCAGCCGCAAAGCCACGGAGCACCAGCCCCAGACCCCCAGCCCCAGUACACUGCUUUCAAGCCAAUGAGCCCUCCACCACCACCACCAGUGCCCCUUGCAAAAGCUCUGCCCCCGACAGAGGAGCAGAAAGUACCAGCUCAGUUGCCCCGUAUCCAGUCGCAAGCGGCUGUUGUCCAGAGUAGUUCCAACACGGCUAGCUUCAUGAGCGACUCGAGCUACGGAGAUGGCUUCAAAGUCACCCCCCCAUCCCCACCGCGUCAACAGCCUCGGAUCGUAGAGCCACAGCCUACCCGUGGUCGGUCUCCAGAACCAAGGAAGCCGAUGAAUGAUCCAUAUGAGAAUGCUGGUCUAGGACUGAGUGAUUUAGGUUAUGACCCUCGCCGAUUGUCUAUGAGCGUCCGCCCGCUCCCGCCAGAUGACCCUACCGACAACCCGGAGCAGCGAGCGAACCGUAUUCGAUCUUUCUACAAGGAAUACUUCGAUGAUUCCAAACCUGAGCCCGCAGGCGGCCACAGCUAUACUGACUAUUACGAGGACUAUGGAUCGGAGUACCUCGAUGGUGCCAUCUUCGAUCCAGACACAGGUGCUUUCGUCGUUGCUCAGCCUGCGGCUCCGUUUGCUCAGCCCGUAACCCGCCGGGCUAUGACUCCUCCACCUCGAGCUCCACCUCGAUUCCAGAGCGGUGGUCCCCGGGGUGGACACUUGUCUAAUGGCUCGACUGCGUCUUCGGGACGAUUUAUGCCACCCCCAAGAGGCAUGUCUUCAAUGAGCGGACGGUUACCACAGCCCAGGAAACCAUUGCCUCCACCCAGUACCCUCGCUUCACUUCCCACGCCGCACAUGCUCAAGGACGACUCUAUGAUCUUCAAUGCCACCGAUUUUGCACCCCCGGUCUCGUUCCGAGAGAGGCAAUUGGGUAGGAGGCCAGACAGCCCGCUGGGAACUCCCAGGCCGUAUAGCCCGGCGGUGAGACCGCAUACGCCGCUCGCCAGUGCUUACGAUGACCUGGCCGUUAUGCCGAGCCCACACAUGCUUCGCAAAUCGGGCACCUUUACUGCCCUUGAUUUUGCCCCGCCUCCUCGUUUCCGUGAUCCAGGCUCGAAUGCUUCUGACGCUGGGUCUAUCCGUUCGAACCGCUCAGGUAUGUCUGCCGCAGGUAGAUUCGCUGUCCGCAACGGAGCAAAUCGUGUCAGCAAGAUACCAAAAGGGGUCGUUGGCACGAGGGAUGACAUUGUCAACACGCUGAGGCCGCAGAUGAGCAUGGUUGCGCCGGCCUGAAGCGUUCUUUUUUUCCUCGACAAACGCAAUGACCGAAG
Molecule: messenger RNA, 2282 nt
Organism: Lindgomyces ingoldianus
Lineage: Eukaryota; Fungi; Ascomycota; Dothideomycetes; Pleosporales; Lindgomycetaceae
Exons: 4
Coding region: 223-2244 (673 amino acids)
Source: RefSeq, a predicted model, not a curated record